Messenger RNA from Volvox carteri f. nagariensis, 8295 nucleotides. RefSeq lists its product as uncharacterized. Bases 634 to 8295 code for a protein of 2553 amino acids. Gene Ontology annotation, molecular function: DNA binding; DNA topoisomerase type II (double strand cut, ATP-hydrolyzing) activity. The record is from RefSeq and is a predicted model, not a curated record. The transcript is spliced from 20 exons. Gene Ontology annotation, cellular component: nuclear chromosome. Gene Ontology annotation, biological process: meiotic DNA double-strand break formation; reciprocal meiotic recombination; meiotic DNA double-strand break processing. NCBI's taxonomy places the organism in Eukaryota, Viridiplantae, Chlorophyta, Chlorophyceae, Chlamydomonadales, Volvocaceae.
CGAACGAGAAAAGCUGCUGCCGGGGAAGGGGAAGGAAAAGGGGGGGAAUGAGGGUGCGGAUCCGUUGUGCCAUGACCUGGUGCCUUUGCGAAAAUAAUGACAGGCACCGGCUUAGCACCUAGCAAUGGUGUUCCUUCUUGAUGAAAUUCACGCAGGACAUCACGUCCUGAUCAGCGGCACAGGGGCCCCCGUGAUUGUCUAUUGAUUGCGCGGAGUAACGCGGGGGGUGGUCACUUGGGGGUUGGCGGCUGUUGGCGCCAGAGGCGCAUUAAACUUAGGGCAAUGGGGGAAAGGGCGAAGUAAAGGUGGCACGGAAGGUUAAACAUAUCUGGGCUGCACGCUUGCUUGCGAUGACGGCUGGCGGAAGAAAACAUGAAUUCAUGGCAUUCUAUUAGGACAACAAGCUUUAGUCAACUGGUCUAGGGCACAGCAGGGUGGUGAUGAAUGCGUGUGUAGUGGGAGGCGGGAGGAGGAGGAGGAGGAGGGGAGGGAGGAUAAUGCCGCGUAGAAUUUGCCAUAUGCAUGUCCGAGCAUAAUAGGAGGGGAAAUAGGCCAGGAUGAAAUCCUGGAAUUGAGGCGCAGCAGCUGCAGGGACUCUGGUCUAGCGGUAGGUAUCGUUUUCGAAAAACUAUUAUGUACGCGUGCGUGUGUGAGGGUGCGUGCGUGCGGCUCGAGAGCGUUUUGGCGGUCCUUAAUGCCGUACACGACCUCCUGCGCCAGGGCCGUCAGGCCACGCAGCGGGACCUGUACUACACGCGGCCUGGGGGUGACGUGUGCGGGGCGUGGGGCGGUGGCGGGGCGGCUGCAGCUGCGAGACGGACCCGCUUCACCCUGGGUGGACUGCAGUACCGCCGGUGGGAGUGGGUGGGUCCUUCAGGUCGGGCACUUCCGGGCGACAUGGCCACCAUUGCCAGGUUCGGAUUGCAGCUCAUGUCACCCGCAGCAGCAGCAGCAGCAGCAGCCGGGGGAUCUGCUGCUGCUGCUGCUGCUGCCGGCGGUAGUGGCGGCGGUAGUGGCGGCAGUUGCUAUUUGCUGGUGGUCGAGAAGGACGCGGUGUUUCAGAGGCUUGCUGAAGAUCGUAUUUGGGACCAUUUGCCGUGCGUACUGCUAACCGCUCGCGGCAUGCCUGAUUUGGCAACCCGCGCCUUUGCCGCGCGCCUAGCCGCCAGCUUUCCGGCCCCCCGACUGCAACCCGUGGGUUUGGUAGACUAUAACCCAGCAGGGGUGGUAAUCCUGGCGACGUACAAGUACGGUAGCGACCGCCUGGGGCCCGAGGGCCGCGCUCAUUUGCUGCCGGGGCUUCGUUGGCUGGGUCUCCGGAGCCGUCAGCUGGCAGAUGUGGAGCACCACCACCUGCAGCCGCUGUCUGAACGGGACAGGGUUAUGGUCCGGGGUCUCAGGGAACGGUUGGGGGACAUGGAGCCGGGCUGGGCGGGGGAGCUGGACGUCAUGGAGGCGUCCGGGUACAAAGGGGGAGGAAAAAGGGACGCACAGGCAAAGAUCAAACACCAGCACACACACUCCGCUGCCCCACACCGCCACAGAGCUCCUCGCCGCAAAGGAGAACAGAAAAUGCCCUGGAACGUGCAGAGCCCUGACGAGCCGAAAGCGCAGCGGCGACAUAGAGGCGGUGUACCGGGGGGGUGUCGGAACCUUGGCAAAAUUCGGACGUUGGUGAAGUCUGGCCUAGAUCCCAAUGGUCUCGUGAGCAAUACCAGCUGCUUCGAUAAUACCACCUGGGUGCUUAAGGACCGGAAGCCGCUAGUUCCGUUGCUGGUCUUCUCCUGCUUUAACGGCGUCCCCGCCGCGGUACUUGACCUCCUCAUCCGGCUGGGCGCUUUACCAAAUGCCGUCACUGAUUGUGGCCUGCCGGCGCCCUUGGCGGUGCUGUGUGCGAAAAUCACGGCAGAGGAGCACCGUGCCCUUUUUCAGGUGUUGCGUCAGCACCGCUGCUCUACCUUCAACUCCAGUGUCUGCUCCGCGCGCAAUGACCACCCCAUCCACAUCACCUGCAAGGUCCUGGACCUGUCGGAUUGGACAUCACCGCGGAAGGUGGAGGGCAUUGAGCUGCUUAUCAAGUUUGGGACUUUCCAGCUUUCGGACGGCGGGCUGGACGAGCGUGCGAUGUACGACUUCGUGGCGACAGCUGUACGGCACUCGUGUGGCCAUAAACUGCUGGACUGCCUAUGGCGCCACUUCCCCCAGCAGCUGCUUCCUUCCCUACCAGCCUCCGACUGCCUGCUGCUCCGCGCCCUGGCUGACUCGUGGCUUGAGCCCUUCUGGCGCCGCAGCGCGGAGAGACAACACACCGUCAGUAUGGGGCUGGUGCUGAGGGCGCUGCUGGAGCAUCCGGCCAUGCAGCCGCCGCAGCGAGAGGCCGUCGCCUACUGGCUCCGUACGAACAUGGCUGUACUGCUGUACCGCCCGGAGCUCGUUGCUUUACUGCUGGACCGAUGCAGGGUCUGCCCUGCACAGUCAACAUCUUCCCGUGCUGCUAGCGGACCUGGCUCCCCGGUUUCGCCUCGGUCAGCAGCAGCGACAGCGGCGGCAGUGCCGCUUCACUUCCACCCGGAUGAUCGAGACCUGGUGCUCCCCGUGGGGCUGCUGAGUGGGCCGGAGGCGGCGCAGGGAGAUGUGCCGCUGGCACCCGGCAUGAGCCUUAUGUUGGCGUAUGUGGUAGAUCCGGAUGAGCAGCUGGCGAGGCAGGGCGGCAUUCAUGCCGUACCACCGCAACCAUGCCCUAGGGAGCGGUUGCUGGAUUUGCUGGACAGCAACGUCUUGGAUUACGUGGACAACCGAAAUCUGGAUCUAGUUGAGGUGACGCUGGCGGAGCUGUUGCCGCAGCUGGCAAGCCUGUCGCCAUCGGCCGCGGCGGCGGCGGAUCUAGACGAUGAUCAAGGCGCCGCUGGCGGCAGUGGCGUUACAUUGAGUGACGGCGGUAUUGGUGAUCGCGGUGGCGGCGACGGCAGCCGGAGCGCAGCAUGCGGUGGCGGUCGUAGCGACGGAAAAGGCGCGGCAGCCAACCUCGCCGCGCAGCUGUCUGUUGUAUCGGAGCGCCUGGAGCGUGCACAUGCAUGCCUGGACGAGCUGUACGAUAGCGAGCGCAGCGAUGCCGAGCUGGCCAACGACCCGGAGGUCUGGCGCGCGGAGGCGGCAGUUGAAGCGCUGGCAGCUGUGCAGCGCUGCCUGCAGCGCGCCGCCACCGCCGCCGCCGGGGGCGACGGCGACGCCUCGGCGAGAUUUCGCUGCGAGCUGUCUACUGGGGUAGCGUUCGUGGAUGUGGUCGCGGCGCGAAUCGUGGGUCAGCCGGAGUGGGGCUUUUCUCGAGGGUUGCUGCUACAGCUGGGGCUGUGCCAGAUGCGGCGGGCUCUGCGAUCGCUGCAAGCCGCGGCCGGCAGCGGCGGCGCCGCCGACAGAGGCGCUGACGGCGGCGUGCAGGGCGUGGAGGCACAGAUGGAAGUUCUACGGCUGUAUUUUGAGGAGCUGCUGGCCGACACGUCGGUUUCGGAGCGGCGGCUGCUUGAGGACCUGGUUUCGGCGCUUGAGGCGGCGGAGCGGGAACGCGAUCUGGAGGAGGCGCAGGUGGCGGAGGAGGUUGCCGCCGCCGCCGCCGCCGCCGCUGCGGCUGCCGUGACGACGGCGGCGAUGGAGACGAAUACAGAGGCCAGCCAUGCCUUGCAGCCGCCAAGGGCCACCGAAUACGGGUCGAUGGCUGAGAUCCCGUAUGAUGCCAAUCCGUCGGAAGCUUUGCUGCGAGGCAUGACGAAACCGCUGUCACCGCCGCCGCCGCAGCGGCAGCAGCAGAUGCAUGAGGUAGUGGGGAGAUGUGAGCAGGAAGAAGCGCAACAGGAAACGGAGGGGCAAAAUAUUGAUGUUGCCCUUGUUCCACGGGCUGGGGUGGAAGGCGGUGAUGGUGGUAGCGACGGCUGCGGCGGCAGCGCCGGUCAGCAGCUUUCGGCCUGCUCCUCUAGACACCCGAGCAGUAGCAGCUGUCGCUGUGACAGCAGUAGCAGCAGCGGCGUCAGCGGCAGUGUGGGGAACAUCGGGGGGCCUGAAGCUGCAGCCGCUGCGACAACCUUGCCCGUGGUGGCCGAUUCCACGGCAGCGACUGCAGCCGCCAUGGCGGCGAUGCGUCAGGCCUUCCUGACGCCGCAAGCCCGUGCGGCGAUGCACAGGGCAAUGCUUCCUGGUGAGUCGAUGGGGGAAUGGACAAGCGAUGAUGAGGACGGAAGCGACGGUGGUGAUGAUGAUGAUGAUGAUGACGACAUCGGGGUGGGCGGCGGCCGCGGCGGCAGUAGCAGCAGUGCGGAGUCCUGGCGGCGGCAGGCCAAGGAUGUUGCCGUCAGCGCUCGCGGCGUCGGCGACGCUGUCGCGGAUUCAGGCGCAAGCCAGGGCAGUAACGCUGGCUGCAGCAGGAGCAUUUUUGCAGGGCGAGGUGGCAGUGGAGUAAAGGGGAAAGGUAGCUGCAGCACUCGGCGGUGCGCCUUGGAGAACGGUAGCGAUACCCUUGGAGCUGGCCCAGGCCGGCAGUGCAGUCAACUGUCGCCGAAUUUGGCGAAGCCGCCGCCGCCGCCGCCACAGCAGCAGCAGCAGGCGCAGCAGAUGCGGCAGGUGCAGCAGCGGCGGCGACGUCUUAAGCUCGUCGGAGUCGUUGACGGUGGCGCAGCCACCGGGCGACGCCGCCGCGGCCGUCGCUUGUACGGCAGCGAGAGCGGCGCCGAGCGACCGGAGGGAUUCUCCACGCCAACUGUGGAUGGCUGGCGAGACCCGGAUUUGCUCCUGGGAGGGCUAAAUGUAAUGUCCCUGCCGCCGAAUAUACGGCACGGCAGCGGUGGCUGCGGUGGCAGCGGCAGCUCGUCCGACAGCUCUGGCAGGGAGCUGGCGCCGUACGAGUACCUUGGCGCUGCCGUUAUGUUCCAAGACUACGAGGACAGCGGCAGCGGCGGCAGCAGUGACGCGAAUGCCGGUUUCGGCGUCGGCGUGGGCGUCAGAUGCAAUGGUAGUGCAGCGAGCAGCGCAUACGACACACCGUCGGAGGGCAGCGGCGGCGACGCGGCGUCGCUGCUGGAAGCGCAAGCUCGUGGCUGGAGCGGUGGCGGCGCCGCCGACGCCGUUGUCGCGGCCGCCGCCGCGCCCCGACGGCUCAGCCACAGCUCUGACCAGAGCUCGGAGCUGUCGUACGGCAGCGCGCAGGGCGGGUACGGAUCUGUGCAUGGUUACGGUCCUGAAUACGGACUUGAAAGUGUCGGCGGCGACAUGGGUGCGCUCGAUUCCGGCGUGGCAAACCGCCCGACCUGCGGCGGUAGCAGCAACAGCGGCGGCGGCGGCGGCGGCGCCAGCCGCCGUGACAUGCAUACCAUUGCCGCAGCCGCUGCGUUGGCGAUGGCCUCGGCCACCGGUGGCAGUGGCCCGGCUCCGCUGCCGGCGCCGCAGGGUGGCGGCAACAUUACCCAGCAACGACGGCAUCGCAACGGCAGCGGUCAACAGUCCAAGCACGCCGCCAUGCGCAGCCUUAGCUGCCGCGCCGCCUAUGCGGCCGGACCGACGGUUGCGGUGUCGUAUUACGAAAGGGCUAACGGAUGUGACAGCGUUACCAGCAUGGAACAGAGCGGCGACCUCCGUGGCCUCCGGACCUCUGUGCCUGACGGCAGCGGCACCCCAUCCACUGCCGGCGUGAAUGCCAUGGUGUUGAUGGCGGAACGUCCUCUCGCCUGCCACGUCUCUUCUUCUACUUCCUGUCCUUCCGCUUCUGCCGCCUCAUCGUCGUCGCCGUCCGGCGCCUCUUGUUGCUCUUCCCUUGAUUCCACGCGUGCCUGUAUCGUACACAAGCCUUUCGUCGCCACUGCCGGCGCCACUGAGGCCCGCCGCUGGUCACGUGUCCCGACGAAGCCCCAUGUACAGAUCCGGGCCCUAGAGCCGCCGGCAGCGGUGGCGGCGGCGGCGGCGGCAGCAGCAGCUGUGCUGCAGCCGCCAUCGGAGCGGCAUACGGCAUCCAUCCAUACCUACAGCCGCCCUCCCGAGGGCGGCGGCGGCGGCGACAGCAGCGGCGAUGAAUACGUGCAUACAUAUGACGCCAGCAACGAGUAUGCUGCGGAAGGCGUAUGUAUCAUGAAGCCGACGGGAUCUUCUGCAGCGGCAAAGGAGGAUUCCGCGGUGAACGGCCGUCAACGGUACGACGCCAACGCACCCGCGUAUGGCGACCUUGACGACAGCGGUGUCGGCCUUGGUAGACGCGGGGAUGUCCGUAGCGGCGGCGGCGGCGCCGCCGCCGCCGCCAUCGGCGCUACUGCAAGGGCGGAAACUGCAGGAGGGCGGCGGCGUGCGGUGGUGCGUCGUACACGUGCCAAGCAAACUCCACUGGUGGUGGCGGAGGCUGCGUCGCCGCUUCGCCAGCAAGCAGCUUCAUCACCGCCGCCGCUGCCGGCGCUGCUGCUGCCACAAAGCUUUGGUCUGCGCUCCUGCAGCGAUGCAAGUGCGGGGAACGAGACGGAGAGCAGUGACAGCGGUGGGAGGCGGCGGCGCAGCACCAGCAAAGUGUCGUACGGCUCUGACGGCUCCGUCGUCGCCACCGUCGCGCCGCGGCGGCCUGCCGCCAGUAGCAGCGGUGGCGGCGGUGCCGGUGAGGAUGUAGACGCUUCAGACGACGCGAGUAGUACGUCGACUCAAGAAUGGCCGCCCCGGCGGCCGCCUGCCAUCGCCAAGAGCAUAACCCUCGCUGCGGGGUCCUUCCCUGACGUUAGUACUGCUACAGCCGUCGCGCCGAUUGCUACAGCCGUCGCGCCGAUUGCUACAGACGCCAGCUCCGAAAAUGACUCUGAUGCGCCUGGCAGCGUCGGCUUCUCCGGCAGGCGGCCAGAGCACGGCAGCUCCGAAGACUUUGGGUCGGGUUCUGGAUCUGAAACGGAGCCGGGCGGCAGUACCGAAGGCAGGCGCACCACUGCGACGCGGUCCUCGACGGUGCCGCAGCCGGCACCGCCGUCGCUGCCGUUACAGUCCGGAUCGAAUUCUGAAUUCAGAGGUAAUGAUAAGUGCCGCUGUCGGAGCGCAAGUGCGACCUCUUCCGACAGCUCCGUUACCAGCAGACCGACUCCCGUUGGGGGUAAUGCUGUGGCGACGCGGCCAGAAUCUCUGGUAGCGGCGGCGGGGCGGCGGCGGUGCGCUGCCGCAGCCGACGGCGCCAUCGACGCGGUGGCGGCUUCGGAGGAGAUCUCAAUCUCCAGGUUAUGCCUUGCGGCACCAUUCACCGCCGCCGCCGCCACCGCCGCCACCGCCACCGCCGCCCCAGCAGUAGCCGUACUGGCGGAGGAGAAAGAGGAUGGUAGUGACGGUGACAGCAGGGGCUACGGCUCCGUCACCGAGGGUGUCGGCGCCGACCAUAACGGCGUUGACGGCGACGACGAAGAUGGCUCCCCGGAUAUGAGCGGCCGCCGCCAGCAGCAGCAGCAUUGCCCUGUGGCAUCGGCGCAACCGCCUCCGGAGGUGGCGGCGCCGGCGCCGGCUACGGGGCCCGUUUCUCUAUCUGCACACACCGCCGCCGCCGCCGCUGAUAAGACGCUGGCGGCGCUCCUCUCCAACCUGGCCACCUCUGCUAACGUACUCCCUAGGCCAGCUGGCGCAAUACCAAACAGGGGCUCAGACCCGAUUGGGGCCGCCAGUGGCGGCGGCGGUGUCAAGAGGCCGCGGUCGGGGGCAUGUACUUGGUUUGGGGACGGAACGGCCGCCGCUGCCACUGCUGCUGCUGCUGCCGGCGGCAGCAUGCCAUCUAGCUGCUGCUACGUGCUCCGGCUGAGUGGUGGCGGUGGUGCCGCUGCUGGGGAGUGCGCGGGGGUGCCGCCGCCGGAUGCAGUGAUGCGGGCGUUGUCGAAUGGACCUUGUGGCCCCGAGGCGCUGUACAGCUGGGCAGGGGAGCUGCGGACUGCGCUGGUGACGUCAUCGGGGUGUGUGCACCAGCGGCUCUUGGUGGUGGCGGACAGCACCACCCGGGCCCCCGGACCGACCUGGCUGACGGCGCUGCGCGCUGCCGUCGCAGGUGCCGUACUGGGUCCCGUUCUCGACGGGGCCGGUGCGGGCAGCGGUGGCGGCGACGCGCGCUCGGGCGGCGGGCGGCGGCGGGACCACCCCAUGGGUGGUGGUGGUCGCCGCCGCUACUGCCCGGAUUGGCUCCGCCAGACGGUGCUACUGCUGCCGCUUAGCCACCUAAUCGUGCCGUACGGCGGGUCGUAUUUGUACCAGGCGGCCUCCCGGGCAUACCAGGGUAAGACCACCUUUGGUAGACGUUUCGCGCAUGAGAUGUGA